Molecule: messenger RNA, 2793 nt
Organism: Periophthalmus magnuspinnatus
Lineage: Eukaryota; Metazoa; Chordata; Actinopteri; Gobiiformes; Gobiidae
Gene: tap2t
Product: transporter associated with antigen processing, subunit type t, teleost specific
Exons: 12
Coding region: 197-2341 (714 amino acids)
Biological process (GO): transmembrane transport
Cellular component (GO): membrane
Molecular function (GO): ABC-type oligopeptide transporter activity; ATP binding; ATP hydrolysis activity
Source: RefSeq, a predicted model, not a curated record
AUUCUUCAACUGUAAAAGUGAAAAUGAAAGUACAUGUAAAGUUUGCGCUGGGGAAACGGCGGGUUUAAUAAGUCUCCUAAAACCGAAAUCGAAAGGAUAGAUCUUUUAACCAUUAGAAGGAUUUCCUGCAUUUUCCUGUAUUCGGUGAUUCGGUGUUAUUAUUUUUUGUUUUGAUGUUGGAUUAUCAAGUCCAAACAUGAAGGAGUGUAGCACAUGGGCAGUAAUUGUCCUUUCCGACUUGGCCUUGGGGUGGGCAUAUUGGACAGCUGCACUCCUGCUACAGUGCCCAGAUCGUGGAGGACUAGUGGGAUUGUGGGGUCUUGGAGUAGUCAAGUACAUAAUCUUGUAUUUUAUAUCAUCUUUAUUGGCGGAUCAUGGGACGCCAGAGCCCGCACUGCGCCGGCUGUCGUGUCUCCUCUGUCUUCUCUGUCCAGUCACUGAGACCGGACGGAUGCUUUUGUCCAAAACCGAUCGCCCGUACGUGGGGCCACAUCCAGACCUAACCCAAGUCCCCCUGAGUAUCCUGGCCUCGCUGUUGGCCUGUAUUAUCUGGGAGAAGGGACUCAGUGGUGAGAGAUCUGCAAAAACAAAGCCCCAAAUUCAGGGAGCCGGACAGCUGUUUAAGAGGCUGCUGCCCUUCUUCAAACCAGAUGUGUUUUAUCUCAUCACAGCCUUUAGUGCGCUUAUUGUGGGCGUAAUCUGUGAUACAUUCAUUCCUAAGUACCAGGGGGAGGUAAUUGACAUGCUCAAAACCUCAGUGAUUGAAAAUGAUUUAAGUUAUGCAAUUGCGAAGCUGGCAUUUGUCUCUAUAGGCAGUGCUGUGUUUUCUGGGACCAGAGGAGGGUUGUUCAUGUUCAUCUUGUCGAGACUGAACAGGAGAUUAAAGCACCUCCUCUUCCACACACUUCUACAGCAAGAAAUUCAAUUUUUUGAAGAGAACAACGCUGGCAAACUAUCUUCUCGGCUGCAUUCAGAUGUGGACCGGAUGGGGCGCACUGUGGCCCUAAAUGCUAAUGUUUUGGUCCGGAGCACUGUAAAAACCUGUCUGAUGCUGGUGGUGAUGGUUCAACUGUCCUGGGAGCUCACUGUCCUCACUGUUUUAGAGAUGCCCAUUUUAGGCCUGGUUCAGAACAAAUACACUACAGUGUCCACGGAACUAAAGAAGCAGAUCCAGUCUCACCAAGCUCAGAUCAGUCAGUUGGUUUUGCAAACAGUGAGUGGCAUUGAGACUGUCCGGAGUUAUAAUGCUGAAAAUGUUGAAAUAAAGAGGUACAACGCCGCUCUGGAGCAGCUCCGUGCAGUGAAAAGACAGUAUGGUAUCUACAGUUCAACCUAUACUUUUAUAAGAAGGAUGAUCAGUCUUGUGAUAAGGGUCCUUUUUUUGGUGCUGGCAAGAAGACUUAUGUUAUCCGAUCAGCUCAGCAUUGGUAGUUUGGUCACUUUUCUGUUGUACCAAAAGCCAAUGUCAUACAAUCUGAGAGAGAUCAUGUAUGGUUAUGGAGAUACAAAGAGCAGUGUUGGGGUCAUAUCCACAGUAUUUAGUUACCUCAACCGAAAACCAAAGCGUCAAACAGCAGGAGACUUGGCCCCUCAGCAACUGGAGGGAAGAAUUAUUUUUGAAAAUGUCUCCUUCACUUAUCCUUCAGCAUCAUCGGAAAAAACAGCACCGCCUACACUCAAGUCAGUUUCUAUGGAGCUGCGUCCAGGGCAGAUGACAGCUCUUGUGGGUCCGUCUGGGAGCGGCAAAACAACAUGUGUCAGUCUUUUAAAAAGACUCUAUGAACCACAAGAGGGACAGAUCCUGCUCGACGGAGAACCACUGCAUAAAUAUGAACUGAAAUAUCUCCAUAACAAGAUGGCAGUUGUGUCCCAGAAUCCUGUGCUGUUUUGUGGCUCUCUGAAAUACAACAUUGAGUAUGGACUUACAGAGAGCAACACUGACAAAGUCCAACAAACUGCAAGAAAGAUCAAUGCAGAAUCUUUCUUCUCAGAACUGGACAAUGGAUAUGAUACAGAUGUGGGGGAGUCUGGGAGCAAACUGUCAGAGGGGCUCAAGCAGAGCAUUGCCAUCCUCAGAGCUCUGAUCCGAGAUCCAAAGGUCAUUAUUCUGGAUGAGGCCACCAGCAAACUGGACGUCCUAGCACAACACGCGGUCCUGGGGGAGAUCUUGUCUGGAGACCGGACCGUUCUGGUGAUUGCCCAUCAUCUGAAGACUGUGGAGAAAGCCAAUUGCAUCAUCUUUUUAGAAAACGGAGAAAUCGUUGAAGAGGGAACACACCGAGAGCUCAUGGACAAGAGAGGACGGUACUAUAGUUUAAAAGAAGAGCUGUUCAAGGCAUAAAGACACAUGAGGGACUGGGGCUAAGAACUGAAAGGGUUUGGUAUUUCAUAUUGUGAUUGGAUGUGUGUGUUAAAUAGCUAUGCAUGAUGUAUUCAAUGAGCAACAAUUUCCUUUUAAAUCUGCCUAUAUGACCUUUAUGUGUUUCUCAAAGCUAAAUGGUGCAAUUGCCACAGAUUUUAUUUCCUUUAAAGGUGCACUGUGUAACUUUUUUAGUGGUGAGUACGCUACCGGCUUGUCUCCAUGGAUAUGUUAUUUCUUUGUUUGGAAUGUUCCACAGUACUGUAUUCAACACAUCAAUCUAGACAUUAUUUAAUUGCAGGUAUUUUUAUUGUUCAAAAAUACCUUGAAAAACAUGCAUUCGUACUGUGAGCUUUACCUCUAUAGAGCUGUCCUAUGAACUUUCAUGUACUUUUUGUAUUAAAACCGCAUUUAUAAUUACACAGAUGUUCAUU